This is a messenger RNA of Rotaria sordida, 738 nucleotides long. Lineage: Eukaryota; Metazoa; Rotifera; Eurotatoria; Philodinida; Philodinidae. The record is from the annotation of a GenBank genome assembly.
AUGGGUGAUAAAAAUGGAAAAGUAGUAGCUGGUGGUAAUGGCAGGGGAGAUCGAUUGUAUCAACUGAGUUAUCCAACCGAUGCGUUGAUCGAUAAAGAGACGGAUCGCCUUAUUAUUUGUGAUCAAGGAAAUCGACGAGUUUUACAAUGGUGUCGUCUUAAUGGCACAAUUCAAGAAGCAAUCCUAAUGGAUAAUAUCCAUUGUUAUGGAUUGGCCAUGGAUCAUCACGGAUAUGUUUAUAUAUCUGAUGAAGUAAAGGAUGAAGUAAGACGAUACAAAAUAGGAGAAAAUAGCGGAAUUCUUGUGGCUGGUGGUUAUGGUGAAGGUGAUGAUCUCAGUCAACUCGACUGUCCAACCUACCUCUUUGUCGAUCAACAACAGACUGUUUACGUAUCAGAUAACCUGAAUCAUCGCGUGAUGAAAUGGAAUAAAGAUGCAACAGAAGGAAUCGUCGUUGCAGGUGGUCGAGAUGUAGGGGAUGCUCUAACACAAUUGUGGAAGCCAAAAGGAGUGUUCGUCGAUACGUUGGGCACCCUCUACGUAGCAGACGUCCAAAAUCAUCGAGUAAUGCGCUGGCCUCAAGGAACGAAGAGAGGUACUGUUAUUGUGGGUGGAAAUGGCGCAGGAGCUAGAGCAAAUCAGUUUAACGAGCUUAGGGGUUUGUCUUUCGAUGCACAUGGAAAUCUUUAUGUCGCCGAUCAUCGAAAUCAUCGUAUUCAACGAUUUUCUAUGGAAUAG